Molecule: messenger RNA, 1729 nt
Organism: Erythranthe guttata (spotted monkey flower)
Lineage: Eukaryota; Viridiplantae; Streptophyta; Magnoliopsida; Lamiales; Phrymaceae
Product: Glutaredoxin family protein
Source: RefSeq, a predicted model, not a curated record
CCAAAACAGGUUUUGCUUUUGAUCACCUCAAAUCUGUAUCUAUCUUGUAUCUAUACUUCUUUAUCCCCACUGCAUUAAUUUCUCCCUCCAUUGACAAACCUCUCCCAACAACACCAUAUGCAAAGGAAGAAAAAACAGAGACAGAUGAAAAGGUAGAGAGAGAAAGAAAGAAACCCCUACAAUCAUUGUACUUUCUCUCUCUACAUCCAUUGCUGAAAAAAAGAAGAAAAAAAAAGUUUCAAUCUUUCACUUUCUCCGGUUCGGUUUUCACCUUCACGGAUCACGGAAAUGGGCUGCUCGGCUUCUCGUCCCGCCAAUUUCGUCACCCAGCAGCAAAACCCUAAUUCGAAUUACUCAUCUUCGCACUCGAAUUCGCCGUAUUACUCGUUUUCCGACCCGUCUUCGACGCCGGUUUCUCGAACCCUAUCCCUACCCACGCCGUUAAUCCACCACCCGCCGAUGAAGAAAGGCGAUUCGAACCACUUCGUUUCUCUCACCUCCACCACCUACGGCUCCCUCGUCCUAAUCGACGACCCACCAAACCCUAAUUUCAACGGCCAGGAUUUCCCCAAUCCGACGGCCCAGAUGAGGAAGCUUCAGGAUUUUGCCAAUUCCGACGACCCUUUGUCGCCGGACUCCGUUAUCAACACGUGGGAACUCAUGGAAGGGCUCGACGAUGAGGAAUUCAAUUUCCACAUGGUCGAAUCCCCUUCCCCGAAAAAGCCUGGCAAAAUCGAGAUGGAUGCAAUUGAAUUAGAUAGAUCUUACGAGUUUGUGGAGAAUCCCGUAUCGAAGCCGCUAUGGAAACACUUGUCCGAGGAAUCUUUGCUGGCGAAAAUGGACGGCAACGUAGUAUCCAGUUAUCGAAAGGCAUUGCUCGGUAAACAUCAAGAGUGCGAAAAGCCCACAGAAAAAAUCGAGUCUUUUUCGACAAAAACUACAAAAAUCGAGUCUUUAGUCUCGGAAAUCGACGAAUCCGGCGAUUUGUCGGGUGCUUCUGACAAUAGGAUUGUGGUUUACUACACUAGUUUGAGGGGAAUAAGGAAAACGUACGAGGAUUGCUGUGCGGUGCGUGUGAUUUUGAGGGGUUUUAGAGUGUGCGUAGACGAGAGAGAUAUCUCGAUGGAUCGGUCGUAUAGGAUUGAAUUGCAAGAAGCUUUGAAAGGCAAAGCGGUGAGUUUGCCACAAGUGUUUGUUCGAGGGAAGUACAUUGGUGGGGCCGAGGAGAUUAAGCAGCUAAACGAGGCGGGAGAAUUAGCAAAAUUAUUGGAGGGUUUUCCUUUGAUCGAUCUUGGAUUCGUGUGUGAAAGUUGUGGGGAUGCUAGGUUUUUGCCGUGCCCUAACUGCAACGGGAGUCGGAAAGUUUACGAAGAAGAGGAAGGGAAAUUGGUGAGGUGUACGCAUUGCAACGAGAAUGGAUUGAUUCGGUGCUCUGGCUGCUGCCCUUGAGUUUCGAGAUAUUUCAAGAAUUUGUUUGUGAGGUUAUUUUAUUUAUUGGCUAAUUUUAAUGUGUAUCUAUCUAUUCGAGUAUCGAUCCUGUUUUAGUCUCGUUUAUUCCAAGUGUUUAUAAAUUGUGUAGUUGGUUGGUUAUCCGCGAACCGUUCGUGUUUGGGGAAAAUGUUAAUUACAUGAAGAAAGUAACAUAAAUAUGUGAUUGUUGGUCCCUAGUUCUUUUGUAUAUGUUGUUGCCACUUUUUCUUGAAUUCGGAGUUUGAACAUCGUUCGAGUU